CCGGCCCGCGCCCACAUCGAUCGACUCAUCGGCCCCCAGCCAACUGCAGACCAUGGGGAACGCCGCCGCCAAAGAAGCCGCCGCGCCCCCGCCGGCGCCAGUCAGCACCGCCAAGCAGCCCGAGACGCCCGAGCAGCCAGCGCAGCAGAAGGAGCCGUCCUUCCGCGUGCUCUCGGCCGACCAGCGCGCCAUCACGUUCGACGAGCGCGUGCACCUGCGCACCGGCGCCGAGGCGCGUGCUGACCGCGUGACGCUCGGGCUGGGCGCCAUGUCGGGCUUCCGGCCGCUGCAGCGCGCCGCCACGUUCGACCCGCGCCUGCGCUCGCAGAAGCAGCUCCUGACGGCGUCCGACGUGAUGCACCGCCGCUACUUCAACGCGCGCGAGCGGCGCGUGAGCCUGUCGAGCGCCGAGCGCAACCUGUUCCGCAUCGCCGAGGGCGAGCGCGAGCGCCAGGAGGCCGUCGUGGUCGUGGACCCGUACUCGACGGGCAUGACCAUGGCGCAGAAGGUCAUGGAGCGCGGCUACCUCUGCAUCUGCGUGUACUCGGACACGCUCGAGGUGACGCAGGAGCGCAUCGCGCACGUGCCCAAGGACCUGGCCUCGCAGUUCUUGGCCAUCAUCUACCACGACGGAGAGGUCGAGCGGAAGGACGAGGCGCGCGCGCUCGAGGACACGGCGGCCGCGCUGCGCCGCGUCAAGAACGUGGACAUUCUCGGUAUCUUUGCCGGUGCUGAGACGGGCGUGCUGCUGGCCGACAAGCUGUCGGAGCACUUCAAGCUCACGACCAACGGCACCAGCGGCUCGGCCGCGCGCCGCAACAAGUACCUCAUGGGCGAGAAGGUGCGCGCGGCCGGAUUGCGCGCCGUGGCGCAGGUGCAGGCCACCAAGUGGUCGCAGGUCGAGAGCUUCGUCAAGAAGGAGCUCGUGCCCAUGCUCAAGGGCGGAGACUUCAAGGUCAUCGUCAAGCCCGUGGAGAGCGCCGGCAGCGACGACGUCACGCUGUGCCGCUCGAUGGACGAGGUCGUGGCUGUGUGGGAGUAUGACAAGCGCGCUGUGAACGACGCGCCGUUCGUGUACUACGGCGUGCUGCUGCGCGCAGCUCCUGAUGAUUCAGUGCUGGCCAAGGUGGCCGACUACGUGCUGAAGGUGGUGGACGCGCUGGAGAUCGUGCACGGCCCUGGGCACGCGGAGGUGAAGGUGAUACGAGGCGAGCCGUGUCUUGUGGAGAUCGGCUCGCGCUGCCACGGAGGCUCAGGCUCGUACUUGCCUAUCGUGAUGCCCUGCCUUGGCUACAACCACGUGGAUGCUGCGUUGGACUCGUACCUAGAUGUCGAAGCGUUCGAGCGCCUGCCGGACCGCCCUAGGGAGCUCAAGUCGCAUGGCUGCGAGGCGAUGCUGGUGUCGUACGAGACGGGAAAGCUGGCGGGAUACCCAGGCCAGGAAGAGCUGGAGAACCUGCCGUCUACGGUGUCUACGAUGUGGUUCACGCAUGCUGGAGAGGAGCUGAAGACCACGGUGGACAUGUUCACGACGCCCGGCAGCGUCAUUAUGGUCCACGAAGACGAGGAGCAGCUGAACCGGGACUACGCGCGCAUCCGCGAGUUGGAGCACGAGGGACUGUAUGCCUUGGAGCCCGAAGAAGAAGUUGAGGCGCAGCCGGAAGGAGCUCGCGGCACGGUGGUGGUCGUGGACCCGUUCUCUACGGGUGCUGUGCUGGCACACGAGCUCAUGGUCCGAGGCUACGAGUGCAUUUGCGUGUACAGCGACCGUCUAGAGAACAUCGAGAGCGUGGCGAGCCUGGUCCCGGAAGGACUGACACUGGAGUUUGCGGCCACCGUUGCGUACGAAGGCAACUUGGAUCAGACGGUGAGCGCUAUUCGCAAGGCAGCCAAGCAAGUUGCGGACAGGCAGAACAAGAAGAAGCAGGGCGCUAAGACAAAUGCUGCGGUGUGUGCCGUCUUCGCUGGUGCUGAGCUGGGCGUUAAGCUGUCAGAUGCGUUGACGGAUGCGCUCGGACUGGAGGGCAACGUUUUGGAGCACUCGAACGCGCGUCGUGACAAGUAUCUGAUGGGCGAAACACUGCGUGCAACGGGGCGCCGUGUGAACGAUGCUGCGUUUGUGUACUUCGGCCUGUCCUUGGUGCCUGCAGAGGGCAUCGUCAACGACAUGAUCGACUACCAGUUCCAAGUGCUUGAUGCACUGGGCAUUCGCAACGGACCUGCUCACGGUGAAGUCAAGUUCUGCCGUGGUUCCCCUGUAUUGAUCGAGGUUGGCUCUCGUUGCCACGGUGGUGAAGGAGCAUGGGUCCCCAUUGCGAACACUUGUGUCGGCUACAAUCAAGUGUCAGCGGCCGUCGACAGUAUCUUAGAUGGCGAAGCGUUUGCCAAGCUGACCGACCGACCCAGGAAACUUCUGGCGUACGGCUGCGAGGCCAUGCUAGUGUCGUACAAGAACGGCGUGCUGAAGAGCACACCAGGCAUCGCGGAGAUCGAGAAGAUGCCCGCCUUCCUCAAGAAGGAGAUCUUCGUCGCACCAGGAGAUAACGUACGCCAGACGGUGGACAUGUUCACCACGCCUGGCAGCAUCAUGCUCACGCACAAGGACCGUGACGUGCUCGAGGGAAACCUUGCACGUAUUCGCGAGCUCGAGGUCGAAGGGCUGUUCGAGCUGGUUUAGACCAGUACAAGAACAAGAGCAACGUCACGCUUCGCGUGCACAAGUCCUGAGGCAGUGGUCGU
Molecule: messenger RNA, 2739 nt
Organism: Phytophthora sojae
Lineage: Eukaryota; Oomycota; Peronosporomycetes; Peronosporales; Peronosporaceae
Exons: 4
Coding region: 53-2677 (874 amino acids)
Source: RefSeq, a predicted model, not a curated record